This is a messenger RNA of Ictalurus punctatus (channel catfish), 3576 nucleotides long. RefSeq names its product protocadherin-8 (gene pcdh8.2). Bases 203 to 3172 code for a protein of 989 amino acids. Gene Ontology annotation, molecular function: calcium ion binding. Gene Ontology annotation, cellular component: plasma membrane. The record is from RefSeq and is a predicted model, not a curated record. Lineage: Eukaryota; Metazoa; Chordata; Actinopteri; Siluriformes; Ictaluridae. Gene Ontology annotation, biological process: homophilic cell-cell adhesion. The transcript has 3 exons.
AAGCGGGCGCAGUGGUGGAGCGCGCAGAGGAGAGCCACUUUAUCCUCUCUGGGUUCAGGAACCUUAUGUUAAGACAAUAGGAUUGAAAAUCCAACUUGAUUGUUUUUUGUUGUUGUUGUUGUUGUUGUUGUUGUUUGUUUUGUUUUUGGAUUUUUUUGUGUGUGGUUUUGUCACAUUUUAGUGGAGUGACAGAUCAGUCACUAUGGGAGGGAAUGCAUGCGGUCACCGGUGGAUGUUCUUUUUCACCUUGCUGUCAUUGCCUCUGCUGCCAGCGCGAGCAGCGGGAAGGACCAUGAAAUACGAAACGUACGAAGAGGACGCACCGGCCACCGUUAUCGGAAACCUGGCCAAGGACAUGUCCUUAGGUCCGUCCGUGGGCUCCAAGACUAAUUUCAGGAUGAUGAAGCAGGUCAACGCAUCUUUUGUUCGGCUCAGAGAAAGCGACGGGCAGCUGACUGUAGGCGAGAAGAUUGACAGAGAGAGAAUUUGCAAGCACUCUCCUCAGUGUGUGAUUGCCUUCGAUGUGGUGAGUUUCUCUAAAGACCAAUUUAAAUUGAUACACGUCGAAGUCGAGGUGAAGGACAUUAAUGACAACGCGCCCGAGUUUCCCAGGAAGGAGUCUACGCUGGAAAUUUCAGAAAACACAGCACCCGGUACCAGAAUACCCUUAGAUGUGGCUGUAGAUGAAGACGUGGGUACGAACUAUAUUCAGAGCUACCAGAUCUCAGUGAAUAGCCACUUUACUAUUGACGUGCUGAGCAGGGCGGAUGGGGUUAAAUAUGCGGAGCUGGUGCUAAUGAAAGAGCUGGACAGGGAGACACAGGCGUCCUAUGCGCUGGAGCUCGUGGCGACGGACGGCGGAAAUCCGCCCAGGUCCGGCAUCACUAAGAUCAACGUCAAGGUGAAGGACUACAAUGACAACAGUCCCAUUUUCGAGCGCAACCACUUUUCAGUAGAAAUACCAGAGGACGCGCCAGUGGGCUUUCUGCUUUUGGAUCUCAAUGCAGUCGAUCCGGAUGAAGGUUUGAACGGAGAAGUGGUGUACGGACUCGGGAACCAGGUGCCCUCGGAGAUCAGGCAACUUUUCCGCGUAGACCGGAAAAGCGGGCGCAUCACACUGGAGAGCCCGAUGGAUUACGAGAGCAAAACGACGUACGAGUUCGAUGUCCAGGCGUCCGAUCUGGGUCAGAGUCCGAGUCCGCCAGCCAUCUGUAAAGUGGUCAUACAGGUGCAGGACGUGAAUGACAACGCGCCUGAGAUCACCAUUACGCCGAUGACGUCCAUGGCGGCGGGAGUUGCGCACGUAACCGAGGCGGCCGCUAAGGACACUUUCGUGGCUCUUAUCAGUACUUCGGACCGGGACUCAGGAGUCAACGGCCAGGUGCACUGCACCCUCUACGGGCACGAUCACUUCCGGCUCCAGCAGGCGUACGAGGACAGCUACAUGAUUGUCACCACGGCGCCGCUGGAUAGGGAAAAAAUAGCCGAGUAUAACCUGACAGUGGUGGCCGAAGACCUCGGCUCUCCACCGUUCCGCACCAUCACACAGUACACCGUUAGACUGACUGAUGAAAACGACAACGCGCCCAUAUUCAGCAAAGCCACCUAUGAAGUGUCGCUCGUAGAAAACAACGCACCGGGCGCAUACAUCACCACGGUCGUGGCGCGCGACUUGGAUGCGGGACAAAACAGCAAAGUGAGCUAUAAACUCGCGGAAACGUACGUGAUGGGCGCUCCGGUGUCAACAUUUGUCUCCCUAGAUCCCGCCACUGGCUCUCUUUACGCGCUGAGAAGUUUCAAUUACGAAGUUCUCAAGCAGCUCGAGCUGCGCGUCCAUGCGAGUGACGGUGGCGCGCCUCAGCUGCACGGCACCGCCACCAUCAACCUCAAAAUAGUCGAUCAGAACGACAACGCUCCCGUCAUCGUACAUCCCGUGCUCAGUAACGGCUCUGUGGACGUCCUCUUACCUAAAGAAGCCCCAUCGGGCUACGUUAUCAUGCAAAUAAAGGCGCGAGACGCCGACGAAGGCAUUAACGCCGAGCUGUCCUACCAAAUGACCUCGUCCGAAGCCGGCGCGCUUUCUAUCAAUAAAGUGAGCGGGGAGAUCUACGUGAACCGUGAAGGUGCCUACGACGUGGGCGAGACGUUUAAAGCCACGGUAACAGUGAGCGACCACGGAAGACCUUCUCUCACUUCUACAGCCACCAUCCGCUUCACGGUCGUCGCCGGGGCUCCCAAAGGUGACCGCAACCUGUUCAGAAACACUGGCAGUGAUGAUGAAGUUCAUGAGUUGGAUCUGUCAGUGGUUAUCAUCGUGGUUCUGGCAGGAAGCUGCACGCUGUUGCUUUUAGCCAUCAUUUUAAUAGCGACCACCUGCAAUAAGCGCAAACUAGACAAGCGGCACAAUGGAUUCGGGGAUGAAAAGGAAGACGAUGUGAAUCUGGAUGUAGAGAAAAAUAACAGUGACCCACUGAUUCCAGUUCACAGUGAAAACGUGUUUGAUGGACAGACCUACUCAAAUAAACCGGCUUUCACCGGAUCCGUUCAAGUGGGUAAUGAUGAGUGCUGCAGCUCUGAAGACGGAAUCGACACCGCGUAUGGGGCAGAAGACAAAAGCCAUGGACCAAAAUUAGACGGAUAUUUAACGCUUCCUGGUUAUGGAAAAGAGGCUGUAAGGCCGAUUACAAUAUGGAAGGGCAACUCCUAUACAACUAUUUCAGCACGAGAUCCUCAGUUCAGUGGGAAGGACAGUGGCAAAGGAGACAGUGACUUCAACGACAGCGAUUCGGACAUAAGCGGAGAUGGCCUGAAAAAGGACGGACACCCAAACAGCGCCCAAGAUGCUCUGUGGGCAUGCACGAGCGAGUGCAGGAUCCUCGGCCACUCAGACCGAUGCUGGAGUCCAAACGCCACCCGGAUGAACAGCAACUCCAGACAGCAUCUGUCCACAUUCGCUAAGACAGGCUCACUUCCAAGGGAUACUCUCAGAAGGGACAACUAUUACCAGGCAAACAUCCCCAAAACAGUGGGCUUGCAGAGUGUUUAUGAAAGAGUGCUACACCAAGAAUAUGUCAUCGUUCCCCCACCUCAGCCGAGUAUCCAAGAUAUCAACGACGUCACGAUUCCAGUGUAUUCUCCCACAACAGCACGCUGUUCCAAAAACGAAGAUUAAGGGGUCCAUGAUAAGAUGUCUCUCUAAAAUUAAAUCUAUAUGGCCGGAUGAAAAUGUACAAGUAUAAAUAUUUGUCUAUUUAAAAACAAAACAUUUUCAAUCAGUGUUGGUCUUAAUUUUCUGACAGUUUUGAACAAUCACCUGAUCUUGUUGGAAAUCUUGUGUAUAUAAUGCAAGUUUGUAAAUACAGAGUUUAUUUUUUAUAUUAUUGAUAAGUAAAACAAAGGUUAUUUGAGAUUAUAUACUUUAUAAUAAAAGCAUGUCCUUUAUUUAACAAAAAAAUAAAGACCCUUUUCAAGGUCGGAAACCCUAUCAAGUUGAUAAAUGCGCAGACAUUGAAUGUGAGAUGUAACUUUUUGAUUUAUUUCUCUCACUGUGUUAUAAAAAUAAACAUUGAAAAUCGA